This is a messenger RNA of Morchella importuna, 1188 nucleotides long. RefSeq lists its product as uncharacterized. The coding region runs from base 1 to 1188 and encodes 395 amino acids. Lineage: Eukaryota; Fungi; Ascomycota; Pezizomycetes; Pezizales; Morchellaceae. The transcript has a single exon. The record is from RefSeq and is a predicted model, not a curated record.
AUGCUUCAACUUUCAAAGUAUCAGGAUCAGACCGGGCAAGAUCAAUGGGACGAAUUCCGGAAUAUCGCCCUAUAUCGUCUCAAUGAAGUUUCCCCUUGCCCUGGGAAAACGCCUGUCAAGAGCUCCGGCAAAAACUGGUGGGUUCCGAAGGAUCCUAUUCCAGGACUCACUGUUUGCGAUGCUUGCUAUUGCGAUGAUAUUGUGCCACACUUUAAAGACCAAUUUAUUCAAGCCGUUAUACCUGCAGCUCAAUCCUCGCAGCUCCUCACCUGUGCAAUGUCAAACUUCAAUAUCAAAGGGCCUUGGGCUCUUGCCGUCGAAAGGGGGCAAUAUGCGGUUUGGUGGGAAGCGGCCCGCGCUGUCUUCGACCUUCCGCCUUGCACGGCUAAAGGAUUCCCAGAUCAUGCUGUAGGGGGAGAGUGGUAUACGCUUCAGCAUCAUGACCCCUGCCUCGAAAACUUCAAGUGCUGCCGAACCUGCUAUUUCACCUUAAUCAGACCGCUCAACCUAGCCCAAUACUUCCAACACGUGAUAUAUGUGAAUAACUCAGACCCUUCCAGUCCCAGCUACAACUCUUCGGUCGUGCGGGUCUGCAGCUUAACCCCAGAGAGCCCACGAUUCCUCCCAUUACUAGAAAAGCUUGGGGAGGCUGCGAACUGGAAAGACUUCGGUCUCUUUCUUUCUUACAUUAUCCCCCGCGCUGCGAUCCCACCCUGUCAGCCAGGAAAGUUCCUGGCGCGAGCCAAGUGGUACGGAACGGACGAUUUCGUGGUUUGCGAGGAAUGUUGGUUUGAACACGUUCGGGAAAGUCCAUUGGCCCAUUUUAUGACAGUCCAUGCCCGUUUUUCCCCGGAGCCUCAAGCUUGCGAUCUUUACUCUCCGAGGAUGAAGAAGAUAUGGGAGGAGGCUUGUCAUAUGCGAGAUUUGCAUCACUUUGUGAAUGCAGCUGUUGAGAGAGGAAAGAUCUACUGUGAUAUCCUGGAAAGGUCCAAGGAGAUCAAUGACCUUAUUGCGGCGAGGAAGAGAGUGGGCGGUCCUCGUUAUCCUAACGCUAUGGUACGAGUGGGCGAGGAUGGGCAAUCAUACGGAGGUUCAUCUAGGCAUGAUAAUAAUGGAGUGGAUGCUGUUACAGCCGACCUCUAUAAAAGACUCGAUUCGUUGCAAAAAGAGUGGAAAUCUGUGGAGUAG